Messenger RNA from Juglans microcarpa x Juglans regia, 3914 nucleotides. RefSeq names its product probable ATP-dependent DNA helicase CHR12. NCBI's taxonomy places the organism in Eukaryota, Viridiplantae, Streptophyta, Magnoliopsida, Fagales, Juglandaceae. Gene Ontology annotation, molecular function: ATP-dependent chromatin remodeler activity; ATP binding; DNA binding. Gene Ontology annotation, biological process: positive regulation of transcription by RNA polymerase II. Bases 206 to 3526 code for a protein of 1106 amino acids. The transcript has 12 exons. The record is from RefSeq and is a predicted model, not a curated record. Gene Ontology annotation, cellular component: nucleus.
CGUAACACGCCACCCAGUCCCACUAUUCUUCUCUUAAUUGGGCGAGUGCUGAAGAGAGAGAGAGUCAGAGAGAGGGAGAGAGGGAGAGAUCCUAAUACGAGUUGUAACCCCGAUAUAGCACAAGCAGAUUAAAGUUUUUCACUUUAAUUUUUCAAAUAUUCGUUAGAACAAGGGACCGUUGGGGAGGCUCCCGCCACGGUGUGCCAUGGCCCAGCUAGAGAGCCAGACCCAGAGCCAGACCACGAGCCAGCAGCAGCAGCAGCCCGCGGUCCUCGACACCAAAUCUCUGAUCUGCGCCCUCAACCUCGUGUCCCGCAACCUCCCCCUCCCUCCCGACCUCCACGACGCCGUUUCCUCAAUCUACUUCGCCCCCGAGGACACUGCGGCUAAUGCUGGCGGUGGCACUGGACCCGACGACGAGGCCGUUCCCCGGAAGAGUUUGGAAGAUCGCAGUAGUUACAAAGGAGAUCUGUUGGCCGACUUUGAGGAUUCACUGCUGGAGCAACGUCCGAACUGCAUGUCAGGUUCUGGAUUGACUACAUCAAGGGAAAAUCGUUAUCAGAGCCACCUUCAGCAUCGGUUGACUGAGCUUGAAGCAUUGCCUUCAAAUAGAGGCGAGGACCUGCAGACAAAGUGCUUGCUUGAGCUCUAUGGUAUUAAGCUGGCAGAGUUGCAAAGCAGGGUUCGAUCUAAUGUGAGUUCAGAGUACUGGCUCCGUAUGAAAUGUGCUGAACCCGACAAGCAAUUAUUUGACUGGGGUAUGAUGCGUCUGCGUCGCCCACUUUAUGGCGUCGGAGAUGCUUUUGCCAUGGAUGCCGACGACCAAUUCAGGAAAAAACGGGAUGCUGAGAGAUUGUCAAGGUUAGAAGAGGAGGAGAAGAAUCAGAUCGAAACUAGAAAAAGAAAAUUUUUUGCAGAAAUUCUCAAUGCAGUUCGUGAGUUCCAGUUGCAAAUUCAAGCAUCCAUGAAACGCCGGAAACAAAGGAAUGAUGGAGUACAGGCAUGGCAUGGAAGGCAAAGGCAACGUGCUACACGGUUAGAGAAAUUGAGGUUCCAAGCUUUGAAGGCUGAUGAUCAAGAAGCAUACAUGAGAAUGGUAAAAGAAAGCAAGAAUGAACGAUUGACAAUGCUUCUGGAAGAAACAAAUAAACUUCUUGUAAACUUGGGAGCAGCCGUUCAACGUCAGAAAGACGCUAAACAAUCAGAUGUGAUAGAGGACUUGAAAGACUCAGAAGCUGAUUCUCCUGAGGAAGAGAUGGACAUCAUUGAUUCCAGUCGCAAUAUUGAAACUAGUGAUUUACUUGAAGGUCAAAGACAGUAUAACUCAGCCAUUCAUUCAAUUCAGGAGAAGGUAACUGAACAGCCAUCCAUGCUUCAAGGAGGAGAAUUAAGGCCAUACCAGUUAGAGGGGCUUCAGUGGAUGCUCUCCUUGUUUAAUAACAACUUAAAUGGAAUUUUAGCUGAUGAGAUGGGGUUGGGGAAGACAAUACAAACUAUUUCACUGAUAGCAUAUCUCAUGGAGUACAAGGGUGUGACUGGGCCUCACUUGAUAGUGGCUCCAAAGGCUGUAUUACCAAAUUGGAUCUAUGAAUUCUCAAUGUGGGCUCCUAGUAUUGCAGCUUUUCUUUACGAUGGACGUUUAGAUGAGAGAAAAACAAUGAGGGAAGAGUUAUUAGGGGAGGGGAAGUUUAACGUGUUGAUCACACACUACGAUCUUAUCAUGAGAGAUAAGGCAUUUUUGAAGAAAAUUCAGUGGUACUACAUGAUUGUUGAUGAAGGGCAUCGGUUAAAGAAUCAUGAGAGUGUUCUUGCAAAGACUCUCGUCUCAGGCUAUCAGAUACGACGGAGGCUUCUCUUAACGGGUACCCCAAUACAGAAUAGUUUGCAGGAAUUAUGGGCCCUGCUUAAUUUUCUUCUGCCACACAUUUUUAAUUCAGUUCAAAAUUUCGAGGAGUGGUUUAAUGCACCGUUUGCAGACAAAGGUGAUGUUUCUCUUUCAGAUGAGGAAGAACUACUGAUCAUUCGUCGUCUGCAUCAAGUGAUAAGGCCAUUCAUAUUGAGGAGGAAAAAGGAUGAGGUGGAGAAGUACCUUCCUGGAAAAUCCCAGGUCAUUUUGAAAUGUGAUACAUCCGCUUGGCAGAAAGUAUACUAUCAACAGAUUACAGAUGUGGGCAGAGUUGGGCUAGAUAAUGGUUCCGGGAAAUCAAAAGGUCUACAGAACCUGACUAUGCAGCUCAGAAAAUGUUGUAAUCACCCAUACCUUUUUGUUGCAGCAGAUUAUAAUACAUGGCAAAAGGAGGAGAUAGUCAGAGCAUCGGGGAAAUUUGAACUUCUUGAUCGUUUACUGCCAAAACUCCAUAGAGCAGGGCAUAGAGUUCUGCUUUUCUCACAGAUGACUCGUCUCCUUGACAUUUUGGAAAUUUAUCUGCAACUUCACAAUUAUAAGUAUCUUAGACUUGAUGGUAACACGAAAACUGAGUAUAGAGGGACUCUAGUAGAACAAUUCAAUGCUCCUGACUCUCCUUUCUUUAUGUUUCUCUUGAGCACUCGUGCUGGAGGUCUUGGUUUGAACUUACAAUCAGCAGAUACGGUAAUACUUUUUGACAUUGACUGGAACCCUCAAAAUGAUCAGCAGGCCGAAGAUCGAGCCCAUCGUAUAGGACAGAAAAAGGAAGUUAGGGUAUUUGUGCUGAUUACUGUUGGAUCAGUUGAAGAGGCAAUCUUAGAGCGGGCAAAGCAGAAGAUGGGCAUUGAUGAAAAGGUCAUCCAGGCUGGACUUUUCAAUACAACUUCCACAGCUCAGGACAGCAAGCAGAUGUUAGAAGAGAUCAUGCGUAGAGGUACAAGUUCACUUGGGACAGAUGUGCCAAGUGAGAGAGAAAUCAAUCGCCUUGCUGCCCGAUCAGAUGAGGAAUUCUGGCUGUUUGAGAAAAUGGAUGAGGAAAGAAAACAGAAGGAGAAAUACAGAUCUCGGCUUAUGGAAGAACAUGAAGUGCCCGAUUGGGCAUAUUCUGCUCCCGAAAUUAAGGAAGAUGAGACCUUAGGUAUUGACGGUGGUGGUGUCACUGGAAAGCGUAGAAGAAAGGAUGUGGUUUAUGUUGAUACUCUGAGUGAUUUACAGUGGAUGAAGGCUGUGGAAAAUGGAGAAGACAUAUCAAGGCUUUCAGUUAGAAGGAAGAGAAGAGAUCCUUUUGCAUCCGAGGGAAAUGCAUCAGCUAUACAUAAUGCAGUUUCAGAGGAAAAGGUCUUGGAGUUGGGGAAUGAAAACAUGCCUACGACAAGUGAAGAUACCACUGCUCUGGCCCAAACCGCAGCCCCAAAGGGACCCAAGUCUGAAGAUGCUGAGAAACAUGAAUAUCAUGGUGUUGGAGGAAGCAACUGGAAUGGGCAUAUGUUUACAUGGAAUGCUCAUAAGAGAAAGAGAUCAAGCUAUGUUAUCCCGAGCUCAUCAUUGGAUUCUAGAGGGCAGAAUUCCAAUGGAAGAGGUGGAUGGACUUUUGAUCAAGAUGACUCAAAAAGAAUAUGAAACAUGGAUAUAAAAUAUCCAAUCGAGUACCUUAGCCUCAUUGUAUUUUUAGCCGCUAUUGUAACAUACAAGAGGCUCAAGCGUGUGCUCAGAUGUUAUAGGCUUACUGAUAUUCUUGGGGACACUGAGCUUUGGAUGAUAAAUUUAACUGGUGCAGUAAUGUUCACUCCUCAACUUCCAGUCAUUCUGCUGUUAUUAGCAUGUCCCUUAUCGGCAACAACUUGAAGGUAUUCCAAUAAUGGCAUGCACUUCAAUUAUUUUGCUCUCUAUGGGUUUCCAGAGUAAUCAUCUGAUUGGAUAACCAACUUAAGAGACUCCUGACCGGUGUGCAGAGAAAAGGAGGAAUAUUUGUAUUGAUGGUGUAGUUACAGUUGGUUUUUUUUUUUUU